AUGGCGCCCAAUGGCAUCCUGUUUCUUGUCUUCACUUAUCUGAUGGGUCUGACAAUGGGCUCCUUGAAUUGUCCCACUGGAAAGUCGAACGCCCUGCAGUUUCACGUGGUUCGCCAGUGCCAACGAGCCGCAGCUGAUGAAGCACUGGCCCUGGAAAACACGUCCUCCCUGCAGGAAUGUGCGGAUCUGGCUCAUGAGCUGCGUGGCCUGGCCUUGAACUACGCGCCAGGAGGACCGAAAAGGAGGCGUAAUUCAUUUGACCAGAGGCCCUUCGGCAAGGAGGGGGACAAGGAGCAGCACGUUCGAAGUCGGUUGGGUGUCUUCGAACAGCCAGGAGAGUUCUUCAACUGCCAUGUCCUGAAGUGUCCGCAGAACAAUACAUUUUCAGGGAUGGUCAACGACAGUCGCUUCGAUUAUUACAGCCUAUAUGGAAGGCCGACAGUCGUAAGGAACUACAGCUGUAUACCGGAGGUUGGACUGUUCGUGGUGUAUACUCAGCCCAGUGCCUACUUGAAUGCCUCUCUGACCUGCUCCAACUCUUCGGAGUUCACUGGUAGUCUGGCACACAUUGCCUCCGAGCACAGAACAAAUUUACUGGCCCAAUGGUUACUGGAGUUCAAAAGAAGAUCCCCGCCUCAGGCAGAAGGCAAUGUCUAUCUGGCCUAUGUGGGGUUGGCCUACAACAGCUCUACGUCCUUGAGUCCACAGGAUUUCAGGAACUCCCAACGGGAAAGCUUGCAGUGCUUUCUGUACAGAGCCUGGGAAGCCGGUCAUCCUCGUCUUGGUGGUGAGCUGAGCAACGCCAGCUGCGUGGCCCUGACGCCGCGGGGAACCUGGCAAACCCUGAACUGCGACCUGGAGCUGCCCUUUAUCUGCGAAAUCCACACGGCCAGGCCAACUUUCGCCUGGGAGCGCUCCGGUUCCGAGCUGGACAUCGGCCCAAAUGCAGUCUUCGAGUGCGACAACGACCGAGUCUGA
This is a messenger RNA of Drosophila erecta, 978 nucleotides long. RefSeq lists its product as uncharacterized. Lineage: Eukaryota; Metazoa; Arthropoda; Insecta; Diptera; Drosophilidae. The transcript is spliced from 3 exons. The coding region runs from base 1 to 978 and encodes 325 amino acids. The record is from RefSeq and is a predicted model, not a curated record.